Messenger RNA from Oncorhynchus masou masou (cherry salmon), 996 nucleotides. RefSeq lists its product as uncharacterized. The record is from RefSeq and is a predicted model, not a curated record. The coding region runs from base 1 to 996 and encodes 331 amino acids. The transcript is spliced from 2 exons. NCBI's taxonomy places the organism in Eukaryota, Metazoa, Chordata, Actinopteri, Salmoniformes, Salmonidae.
AUGGUGGAUAACCUGGUGGAUAACCUGGUGGAAAACAGGGUGGAUAACAGGGUGGAUAACCUGGUGGAUAACGGGGUGGAUAACGGGGUGGAUAACAGGGUGGAUAACAGGGUGGAUAACCUGGUGGAUAAUGGGGUGGAUAACAGGGUGGAUAACCUGGUGGAUAACAGGGUGGAUAACAGGGUGGAUAACAGGGUGGAUAACCUGGUGGAUAACCUGGUGGAUAACCUGGUGGAUAACAGGGUGGAUAACCUGGUGGAUAACAGGGUGGAUAACAGGGUGGAUAACAGGGUGGAUAACCUGGUGGAUAACCUGGUGGAUAACAGGGUGGAUAACAGGGUGGAUAACAGGGUGGAUAACCUGGUGGAUAACCUGGUGGAUAACGGGGUGGAUAACGGGGUGGAUAAAGGGGUGGAUACCGGGGUGGAUAACCUGGUGGAUAACCUGGUGGAUAUCGGGGUGGAUACCGGGGUGGAUAACGGGGUGGAUAACCUGGUGGAUAACGGGGUGGAUAAUGGGGUGGAUACCAUGGUGGAUAACCUGGUGGAUAAUGGGGUGGAUAACCUGGUGGAUAACGGGGUGGAUAACGGGGUGGAUAAUCUGGUGGAUAACGGGGUGGAUAACAGGGUGGAUAACCUGGUGGAUAACGGUGUGGAUAAUGUGAUGGAUAAUGGGGUGGAUAACCUGGUGUAUAACGGGGUGGAUAACAGGGUGGAUAACCUGGUGGAUAACAGGGUGGAUAACAGGGUGGAUAACAGGGUGGAUAAUGUGGUGGAUAAUGGGGUGGAUAACAAGGUGGAUAACGGGGUGGAUUCCGGGGUGGAUAACCUGGUGGAUAACUGGGUGGAUAACCUGUUGGAUAACGGGGUGGAUACCAUGGUGGAUACCGGGGUGGAUAACGGGGUGGAUAACCUGGCGGAUAACGGGGUGGAUAACGGGGUGGAUACCGGGGUGGAUAACGGGGUGGAUAACCUGGUGGAUACCAGGGGUGGAUAA